AUGGGAAAAUGGGAGUUGACAAUGAACCCGGUCCAGGAGUGGGGUGAGGAAUUCGAGGCUGGUGCAGUUUAUGGGAUCACGCUGCACCGGGUGCCCGUACCCUCUUCGCCUGAUCCGAGCUUGAAUCCAUCAUGUGGUUUCGUCCAGUACCGAACCAACAAAGUGCGCCGUCUGAAGGCUGCCAGUCUGCAAAUGCUCGUGAGUCACCUCCUCGACCCAGACUGUCUGGAACAAGACUACGGCAGGAUCUUCCUCUCCACAUACAGAACCUUCACCAGUACAGAAAAGCUGAUAGAGCUCAUCUUCCAAAGAGACAGUGCAGCGCCUGAAUUGGAUGACAGUGGAUACAACCAGGGACCUUUGUUGCACCUUAUCCAAACAUGGUUAGAUGAAUACAGUGAAGACCUCAGGGAUCCUCCUCUGCACAGUGGGCUGCGCCUUCUUUUGGAUCACCUUAGGAUCAGUUCUGCCAUACAUGACCAACUGCACCGUCAGCCCAACUUCUGCUCAUUGGCGGGGCAAAGUGAAAACCUGCUUAGGAGGUUUCAGAGAGAAGCAUCUGAGACAGGUGUGAGUCCGGUUCAAACAGAUGUCCAAAGAAAUGAGCGGCUUUCAGGUGGUGAGGAUUCAGGAUAUGAACACAUACAAGAUCAAGUUGGCAUUAUGGAUUUCUCUGCAAAAGCCAUAGCAGAGCAGCUCACCCGCGUGGAUUCUGCUUUGUUUGUCAAAGUAGCUCCUUACCAGUGUUUGGGCUGCAUUUGGUCACAAAGAGACAAGAAGGACAACAUGUCCCCAACCAUCAGGGCCACCAUCACACAGUUUAAUUUCAUUACCAACAUGGUUAUUGUAUCACUGCUCUGCCGCUCUGUGUGUGCCACCUUCAUUACUACACCAGUGCAACGAGCUCGGAUGGUGGAGAAGUGGAUUAGGGUAGCACAGGAAUGUCACCGUUUGAAGAACUUUUCCUCUGUCAGGGCAAUACUGUCCGCCCUUCAGUCCAAUGCCAUCUAUAGACUGAGAAAGACUUGGGCUGCAGUGAACAGGGAUGCCAUGGUUACAUUUGAUAACCUCUGUGAAAACUUCCCUGAUGAAAACUGCCUCCUGACCAACAGAGAACUCUUAGUGGAGAAUAUUUCCAGUGGAGUGGUGCCUUACUUGGGCACCUAUCUGACCGUCCUGACCAUGCUUGACACAGCCCUGCCAGACACAGUGGAGGGUGGACUCAUAAACUUCGAGAAGAGGAGGAGGGAGUUUGAGGUUCUUUCACAAAUCCGUGUACUACAAGUGUCCUGUGCUCAGUUCAAUCUGCAUCGUGACCCCAGCAUUGUUGCUUGGAUGGAAGGACAUAAACUGCUCACGGACCAAGAAAGUUAUGAACAUUCAAGACAGUUGGAGCCGCCAGUGGAUGUGUGUUCACCAACCCCCUGGAGCCAAAGAACACUCACUAAGAAACUUUCCUUUCUUCUGACAAUGAGUGAUGGAUCCAAAAAGCUUCCAGCAGACCAAAUCAGUGUUUCUUCUUCAGGAUCUAGUGGUUCGGAGUUGGAAGAUCUUUCUUCUCCGAACUCUGCUUGUUCCAUCAGACUGCAGGCCUUUCACAGCUCUUGCAACAAUGUGUCAGAGGUCUUCUCUUCAUCUUCCUCAUCCUCCUCUUCAUCAUCAUCUCCUUGCUCCUUGGCCGCAUCUUCUCCAGACUCCCAAAGUCCCUCUGGCUCGUCUUCAGACUCUCUGUGCUCCUCAGCCAGUAGCUGUGCGAGUACUAUGCCCUCAACGGCUUCCCACCACAAGCGCUGUGUAUCUAUGACCUCCCUGCCGGUCUACAACCGCCAGAGCGCUGACUGCUGCAUCGUGAGGGUCAGCGUGGACCUGGGUCACAACAAUGGAAACAUGUACAAGAGUGUCUUGUUGACCAGCCAGGACAAAACUGCACAUGUGAUUCAGCGGGCUUUAGAGAAGCAUCACCUAGACCACAUGAACUGGCAAGAAUUCACUCUUACACAGAUCAUCUCACAGGAGAGAGAGUUGCUAAUACCAGACAAAGCAAACGUUUUCUACGCUAUGUCCACCACUGCAAACUUUGAUUUUGUCCUGCGUCGGUUCCACAAAGGCCAGAAGAAACCACUAAGAGCCACUUCCAGUCUUGGGCGGUACACCAAAUAG
Nerophis lumbriciformis (worm pipefish) is the source of this 2160-nucleotide messenger RNA. NCBI's taxonomy places the organism in Eukaryota, Metazoa, Chordata, Actinopteri, Syngnathiformes, Syngnathidae. The record is from RefSeq and is a predicted model, not a curated record.